Messenger RNA from Drosophila pseudoobscura, 7350 nucleotides. RefSeq names its product transmembrane protein tincar (gene tinc). The coding region runs from base 1265 to 5971 and encodes 1568 amino acids. The record is from RefSeq and is a predicted model, not a curated record. The transcript is spliced from 10 exons. NCBI's taxonomy places the organism in Eukaryota, Metazoa, Arthropoda, Insecta, Diptera, Drosophilidae.
CGUAUAUCUUAUCGACAAAUCCGCAGGUCACACUGGACAAAAACAAAAUUCGGACAAGCGCGAGCGGUUGCGCGCGUGUUGAGCGCGUCGAGAAACUUGAGAAAAUAAGUUGAAAAGUGUUUACUUUCGUAUUUGAAUGAAGAUGAAUGAACGUUGAACGUGUCCGGACAAGGAAGCGAACAACAGUAAAAUAGUGUCGAAUUUUUAACUGAAUAUCAUCAACAAAUGAAUUAAAAAAAAAUAUAAAUAUUCAUAUUCGAUAAAAUAAAAAACGUGCGCUUUAUAUCGCAUACAAAUUGAUAGCGGUAAUUUCGCAUGUUCGCCGGUCGCGUAUGCGGCGCUUUUUUCUAACGGACAUUGAAGUGUGCUCGCGCGCGUUUGUGUGUGGGUGUGUCUAUGUGUCUGUGCUAUUGGAGUGCCCAAAAUACUGGGAGAAAUUAAUUAUUGUUGGCAAUUGAAGCCAAAAUUAAUAAGAGAAAUAUUUAACAAAUACUAAAACAAAGUCAAAAAGUGUACCAUAUUGUCUGAUAACUCGAAAGUUUGCCGAUAAAGGAAAAACAUAUCAAAGAAGGGAUUAUUUGGGACUGAAAAAUUCACUUUGAAAGUGCUUAAGAACAGCAAAGGAAACCUGCUCCAGGAAGAGAAAGGGAGAGAGAACGAAGAACGACAGGAGACAAAUCGAACAAAAAUCGAAGCCAACCAAUUGGAACCGAAAUCUUGAAAUCAGAGUCCAUUGCGGUUCCGCCAAUUAAUAUUGAUGUCUUUGUCGUCGCAUCAUCAAAUCAGCGGCAAUCAAGGCUAGAGGCGGCUGGAGGUGGAGUCUCCACAAAUAUGCGCCAGCAAACAGAAUCGUCGGACGAUGCUACUAUAAUGAGCCAUAUCAGCGAGCAAAUAUUAUCCGCGACAACAGCCGACCGGGGAGUAGGAGUGGGAAAGGGGAAAAACAAUGAGCAGCAGCUACAGCAGCAGCAGCAGCCGGGAAAUCAUCAUCAGGAAAAGCAGCUCUUGAGUAAAUAGAAAAUCAACGAGCAAAAUCAAUACAAAAUCAAUACAAAUACGAGAAGACCUCCUACCAUAGAGGAGAUAGACAGACAGUCAGCCAGAAAUUGAUUGUCAACAUUAUUUGUUGUCGCGUGGAAAGAGCCACAAAAACACAGCAACAGCAACAACAACAACAACAACAACCGUAGGAAUAUACAACAAAAGAGUGUCAUCGAAAGGAGUGAAAGACAAACAAAGGAAAUCCUCUAUAGAGCGAAAAAAAAUGGGUGGAAAGCAUCAUCAUGGUGCAGGCUCCGGCUCCAACGCUGGAGGAGGCAGCGGUGGAGGGGGCGGCGGUGGCAGCCUCAACUCGAGCAUGUGCAACUCGGUGCUCACCAAUGCCACCACAGCCACCAGCAGCAGCCUCACCCAGCAGCAGCAGCAGCUGCAGGCCAAGUACAUCAAAUCGAAGCGCCACCAGAGUCGCUACACCAAUCUGCAGCAUUCUGGUCACGACUCAGGCAGCUAUCUGCAUCUGAAUUCGCUCUGGUCGAUCUGGUACGGUGUCCUGCUCACCCUCUUCCAGGGAUAUCUGGCCAUGCAUGGAGCCUACAGGUUCUUGGGCUGCUCGCUGAUACCCUGGAAAAUUGAGCCCGUGGCGGAAUUGAAUCUACAGAUAGUGCUCUCUGGCGUGGUAUUCAUACUGCUUCCAGUAUUCUUCACUUCGGCGGUGUUUAAGGUUGGCAACUUGGCAAACGACGGCAUUAAAUUGGCCACUGGCGCCAGGGAGCGACGCUGCACUCUGGCCCCCCACGACGGACUCGAGGAGGAGUCACGCGGCGGCACGUUGCGUGCCCUGUGGACACACGGCGGACCGACGGCGGCCUUUGUCCAUAUCCUGAUUGCUCUUUGUUUGCUGCUGCCGCGGCUGCUGCUCGAGGCACGCAUCAUCGAGAACGGACUGUUGCCGAAAGAACAAAUUUGGGCCACUGAAAUGGACUUUGUUGUUAUCAAUCGACGCAAUUUGAUGGCCCUAUCGGUGGUGGGACCUGCCACGGCCCUGCCAAAGCACUACCAUCAACAGCUGCCGAACGAGCUGGAUGAGGACCAUUCACAGACUUUGAACAUGACCGCAACCAGCAGCGGCAGUCAGGAGGAGGAGGACUACUACAACGACACCAUGUUCACGGCCAUUCGGGGACUGGGACCAGGACUGGGAGGCAAUAACAACUUGUUCGACCUCCGACCUCAACCAGAUAAGGCAGCAAAUGCUGGCGGCAGGAAAAAGUCUACGACGACGACGACGACGACGGCGGCGGCCAAGACAACGACAAAGACGGCGGCAAAGACGACACCCAUAUCCACAAAAUUGAAUGUGGGCAAAUACUUUGAAGUGCCCGAUUUAAUUAAUCAAGAUAUUGACGAGGAGGAGCGCCAGGAGCUGGAGGAGGCCAUACACGACGACGAGGAGGACGUGGAUCUCUCGGGGGAGGAGCAGGGCACGGUUAUACUGCCAGACUUUGAUGAGUUUGCUCCGAAAACCACAGGCAGGAGCAGCUCCACAGACGACGACAACGACAGCAGCAACAAGUUGAAUAUCGAGAAUUGGCAGACAUUGGGGACACUGGGGAAGGGCAAGGACUCGGGAUCAACGACAACCGAGACGCCAACAACAACAACCACAAGAAGAAGCACCACUACAACAACCACCACGACGACGACAACGACAUCGACGACGACUCCUGCCACAACGACAAGGACAACCGCUGCGGCGGCAACAACCAAACAGCCACAUCCUCAUCACAGCAAAACCCGAAAGCAUCACAAGCAGCACCACAAGAAACAGCAACAGCAGCAGCAGCCGCGUCGUCAUCAUGUGGCAUCGCACGAGCAGGCAAUGCUAGAGAGCUACCCUGGAGGGGAGCAGGAGGAGACCACCACGCGGGACAGUAACAUCCACCGCGUGCGGCCCGAGGUCCUGCCAGAGAUCAUCAUACCCUCGACGCCAGUGUCGAGCAACUCCAAGAUCAUAGCCAUCAAGCCGAAGAACCAGAAGCGAAGGAUCAGCAAGCGUUCGGCCAGCGCUGGCGUGGAGAUCGAGCCGGAAUAUCAGCUGGGCGAUGGCACUGGCAGCAUCAGCUCGAGUGAAUUUGUGGCCAAGUCCAACGAGGACGAGGUCGAAGAGAGCGAGGACUUUGAUUUGGAGGAGGGAGACUUUCAGUCGGUGCCGGCCCUGACGCCAGCCACACCGGCACCGCCGACCACACCGCCCGGCAGCGACUACGUGCGGCUGGAUGGCUUUGCCGGAAUGCUGCAGCUGUUCUUUGGCAUUGACAAGCCCAUCGAUGUGGCCAUCUUUGCCCAGCCGCCGAGUGCGGAGUUUGUGAACCUCCUGUGCGCCCUGCUGGUGUGGACCGUGCGCUAUCCGGCCGUGUUCUGGAACACCUCCAAGUCCUUUGCCUGUGUCUUCAGUCUGCAGAUGAUUGUGGCCGCCCUGGACAUCGUGCUGGGCUACGUGGGCGUCUCGAAUCUGUACAAACUGCAGAUCUAUGCCGAGGCCAUGCCCGUGCAUCAGCCGGGACUCAUCCUGAACGGCGUCGUGACGCUGGCCCUGUAUCUGCUGGCCACGGCCCUGGUGCUGGCCUCCUCGAUGGUCAUGUAUCUGUACGGACAUGGUCGCCUGGCCACCCGCAUGCGGGAUCGCUCGAUCAUCACUCUGAAGGCCAACGAGACCUGGAUUUACUUUGCCCACUGCGCCUCGCUGUGCUUUGUCCUGGCCCUGGCGGUGGUCAAGGCACCGCUGCUCAACGAUCUGAGUGCCACCUACAAGAACAAUCUGCAUUGCCCCACGUUUCUGGCAGCUCUCAUUGGUGUCACGCAUCUGUUGCUGUGGAUUGUCGUCUGGCUCUGUCUGACGAUCAAACGGCGCUGGCACUUCAAGCUGCCGCCGCUGGACAACACCUACGGGGGCCUGCUGAACAAGGCCAGUGCCCAGCCCCUGCUGAUGUCCAGUGGCCAGCGGACGGGCAGCAACUCGAGCAGCGGCGGCAACUCCACCAGCACGACCAUGAACGGCGGCAACGACUCCACCUCGAAGCCGGACAUGAUGAGCACGGCCACCAGCACGGAGCUGGGCAUGGGCAUGGGCAUGGGUCUGGCUGCCCAGGAGGAUAUCUACUGGCCGAAGCUGACGCCCAGCUCGCCCAAGCUGAAGGUCACCUUCAAUGAAGUUACGAGUACGUCUGAUGAUGUCCUACUAAUUGGUGACCAAGAACAAACUGAUGGCAAGCGCCAUACGAGCCGUGGAGCCUCGAUAUGUUUUGCCAGUUCUGCGGGGGAAAUUGACGACGGCGAGUACGCGACACUAAGGGCAGCCACUGCCGGCGCCGUUGUGGGCAUCACCAUGGGCAGCAUGAAGAGUGGUCUGGGACUGGGUGCUGUCGGGGCUGGUACCGGGGCUGGAGGUGGAGGCAGCAUUUCGUCAUCGGUGGGCGUUAGUCUGCUCCACCUGUCGGAGUAUGAUGAGCUGCCACCGCCGCCGCCAACCACCAACCAGCACCAUCAACAGCAGCAGCAGCAGCAGCGACAACAGCAGCAGCAGCACCACCACCACCAGCAUCCACAUCCUCAAUUUGCCCAUGGACAUCCCCACGACUAUGCGAACCUCAGCGGACUGGGCGGCAUCAGCGACGACAACAUCUCGGAGGAGGGCAAACUGUUGGCCUGCGUGCGAGACGAUAGUAUAACAUAUGCCUCGACCAGAGAUCUUGAGCCGCCACAGCCAGCGGCAGCGGCACAGCCACCCCCACCGCCGCCGCCAUUGCCCGUCAAGGGUGCACCCAUGCCACAGCCACCGGCAGUGCUGCCCCAUGCCCACGCCAACGCCCAUGCCGGGCCGUACGGUCGUGCCCCCCAAGCCAUGCCCGAGAUAAUGCAAUUGUCGCCCGAGCACCAUCACAAGUCGCAUCUACAGCAGCAUCUCCAGCAGCCGCUCCAGCCGCAGAAGCCGCCACAUCAUCCUCUCCAGCAACAGCAGCAGCAGCAGCAGCAGCAGCAGCAGCAGGGAAAUCCAACGCAUCAGCAUCUAGUCAGCCCCUUGGCUCCCGUCACGGUUGCCGUACACACAAAUGAGGCGCAUAUUGCCUCCAGUUCCACACCCCGUUGCCUGCGUCGCGCCGACUCGGGCGUACCCAACGAGGCCCUGACGCCACGCAGUGACACCACCUCGAUCACGGAGAGCACCACCACCUCGCCGCCAGAGCGCGCCCCCUCCGAGUCCUCGAGCGGCGUGCACUCGGGCGAGGAGCGCGAGCUGGAAGUCAUCAUCAGGCCACGGGCCAGCUGCAAGCCGCCGCCGCGUCCACCACAGCCGCCCAUCCAGGAGGAGCCCUACGGCCGCUGCACCAACAUGCGCAUGUCGAGCUUCAAUGCCGAUCCUGCGGCCUCUCUCACCUCCUCCGCCGGAAUGAACAGUGCCACCCUGCCGAUGCAGCGCACCGCCCCGGAGCAGAAGUUCGACUACACGGCCCACUGCAGCACGAUGCCGUUGCCAGUGGGCUGCCACAGCCAGCAGCUUGCCGGCAACGCUGGCAACGGCGGCUAUGCCUCCACCUCGGCCAUGACCACCUCGAUGGGUGGUGGGGCCAUACCGCCGCCUCCCUCGCAGGUCACCAGCUUCAAGACGUCCGGCAUUGGGAUGCACUAUGCCAACGCUGCAGUGGCCCUGGGCAACGGUCAGAUGCAGGCGCCGCACACCACCCUACCGAACGGCGUCCGCUACUCGAAUCCGCACUUCCUGCGCCGCCUGCCGCAUGUGACCAAGGCAGCCGAGUCGCCGUACGGCCACUUGGGCUACGGGGCCGGACACCAUGCCUUCGCCAAGCUGCCCCACGAGACGCAUCCCACCAUACCCGAGGACCGCGACUCGGCCAACUAUUCGAUGGCCUCCGAUCAGGACUGCGGACUGUAUGUGACGGCCCAGCUGCAUUAGGCUUCAAGCUCAAGCUCAAGCUCAUCCAACUAUUUACUCAGUUUUUCGUAGUACUGUAGUACUGUAGUACUCUAGCACCCUAACUGUAUCCGUAACCCCGUACUCUUCUAAGUUAGCCUCUCGGUUUUUGUACAGCUCCGUGCCCAAGAGAAGCCACACCACUAAUCCACUAAUCUUCCAAAAACAAUGCACUCGAGAUCGGCUGGAGAACGAGUCCCAAUUUGGGUAUACAUGAGUGUACGAGUAUGUAUUUAUUAAUUUUCGAUUGCUUUGCCUAAAACAAUGAUCGACUACACACCUACACUCAAGCGAGUGCGAUUAUCAGUAUGAAUAUGAGUAUGUUGUAGCACAAACAACCCACACACACACAGACAGACACACACAGUCGUAGCUGAUGAUGACAAACGCCCACGCAAAGGAAACCUUAAAACUAACUUUAUCUUCAUGCAUCUAAAUCUACAUCCAAAUCCAAAUCUAAAUCUAUUUAUAUUUAUAUCUACAUAUAUAUAUAUAUAUAUUUAUACAUGGCUAUGCUCGUAUACAAUGUGUAAGAUAAUAAGCUAAUCUAAUGUGUUUAAGUAAUCAAUGUAAACUAAAGUUUAUCAUAUCAUAUAUGAAUGGAAUAUCUAUAGCUAACUGUAAGAGCCCUCCCCUCCCCAGCCCCCUAUAUCUACGCAUUACUCGUAAACAGAAGGAAGAAAUAUCAUAAACUUGAUCAUGUGCAAGCACUCAAAGUAUUUUCCCCUAAGCAAUUUUCACUAAACUAAUUAACACACACCCGCACACACUCGGAAGGAACAAAAGGCAUACGAAUUUAAGCAGCGAUUGUAUGGUUUUUAUUGUAAGAAUUAGUAAUUGUAAAAUGGUAACCAAUUUAAUGGCACUUAAUAGCCGAAAACCAUAUGCUUCAGCUAGUCGGAUAUAGAGGAUAUAGACACCCCAGCAAGGCUUCUGCAUACAUACACCUAUGUACGAGUAUUUUCUAUGGUCUCGCAGCGCUUAACGUUUAAGAUGGAUGUAAAAUGUAAUGUAACAAAGCGACAAUAUGAAUACUAUUAUUUAAUGUAUGAUACAAAUGAUAUAUGUACUAUCCACUUCCCCCAGCAUACAUAUCUCCACAUAAACACACACUUAAGACUUUCCACUUUGGACUCCUGCACAUUGCUUCAAAAUGUCGUCUAGCCGCCGCAUAGAUUUUUUUAUUUCUUGUCCAUUUUCGAUUGGCGAUUGGUCUACUUUCACAUUUUAAGGAUUAGCGAUAGCAGAACAAUCAUCCUAUUUGAUUAUCCUUGAACAGAGCUCGAGAACGAUUGAUCUUAUAGAAAGUACGGCAUAUUUCAGGCUGCGCUGAGAAUAUAAUGAUCGAAAUUUAUGAAGUA